GUCCCUCAGAACUUUUGCCUGUCGCCUUGUCUUCGGGACAGCAUCUCACACACCACCUCUGUAGACUCACACACUGGGGGAACUUAUUCACCUGCAAAAAAAACAACAUUUUCCUCAAGCCAAAAAACGCGCAACGUCUACUCGUCCCUUCCCUCUGACAUGGAGACCCAGCAAAGAAACGGACCUCUCUCAGUGUGCCACACCUGCCGAAGAACCGAGAGGAGCAUGAUGACGGUGAAGAAGAUGUUCUCGUCCAGCAGCGCGUUGGUCUUCGCCCUGGCCAUGACGCUGUACAUCUUCCAAGGGGCCUCGGCAGAAACUCUGUGCGGAGGAGAGCUGGUGGACGCUCUGCAGUUCGUCUGCGAGGACCGAGGAUUCUAUUUCAGUCGGCCAACGAGCCGGACCAGCAGCCGGCGCACCCAGAACCGAGGCAUCGUGGAGGAGUGCUGCUUCCGGAGCUGCGACCUCAACUUGCUGGAGCAGUACUGCGCAAAGCCAGCCAAGUCGGAGCGGGACGUCUCCGCCAGCGCCCUACAGGGCAUCCCCAUGAUGCCCCCACUGAAGCAGGAAGUGCAGAAGAAGCAACACGUGAACAACAAGCUGUCCUCCUACGCCGUGUGGGACAGGAAGGCGGCCCAGCGGCUCAGGAGGGGUAUCCCCGCCAUCUUGAAGGCCAGGAAGUUCCGGCGGCAGGCGGAGAAGGCGAGGGCCAAGGCCCAGGAGCAGACCCACCGACCGCUCAUCAGCCUCCCCAGCAAGCUGCCCCCCGUCCUGCUCUCAACGGACAACUACGUCAGCCACAAAUGAGCCGCCGCCCGCCCAGAGUAUGCACAGACUAGAGUUUGGAUGAGGAAGAGAAAAGAACAACACAAGACGAGGAGGAUUAUAGCUUUGUCUCUUGACGUCAUUUUUGUGGCAGUCCUCUUUGACCUCCUCUGCCCUGUUCGAGCCCACCAUCAUACUACCCCACCACCCCCAUACAGCGCUCAUCUAGUACUUCUUGACCCCUUGACCCCCUCUCUGAUGCCCACACCACCCGACCACCUCCCGCAAAAAAAACUUUUUGAACCCGCACACAAACAUACCUUCACAUACUGCCUCUUAUCUUUCUUGCUCAACUCUCUCUCUCCACCGCUCAACUCUCUCUGUCUCUUUUCCUAUCUCUCUCUCACCUCUCUUUCGAUAUUUUUCUCCCUCUUAACUCUCUCUCGCUCUGUCUCUCUCUGU
Gadus macrocephalus (Pacific cod) is the source of this 1227-nucleotide messenger RNA. It is a transcript of the gene igf2b, whose product is annotated as insulin-like growth factor 2b. The transcript has 4 exons. Gene Ontology annotation, molecular function: growth factor activity; hormone activity. Lineage: Eukaryota; Metazoa; Chordata; Actinopteri; Gadiformes; Gadidae. Gene Ontology annotation, cellular component: extracellular region. The record is from RefSeq and is a predicted model, not a curated record. The coding region runs from base 160 to 807 and encodes 215 amino acids.